GGAAAACGGGAGAAGCCUUAGCGAAGCUGAUGUUCUUGCAACCCACUGAGGCCACGUUAUUGACAAUGGAUAGCGAUGGUAGUAUAAUCAACGAGGAGAAGCUGCAUGUGGAUCUGGUCCGAAAGGGCGAUAUCCUCCGCGUCACCGCAGGCGAGCAGGUGCCGGUUGAUGGCGAGAUUGUGUACGGACGCUCUACGCUGAACGAAUCCAUGAUCACGGGCGAGGCCAAACCUGUCAACAAAACCAUUGGUGAUCAAAUCAUUGGGGGCACUCUCAAUGAAACAGGCAGUGUGCACAUCAAGGUCACCAAUGUGGGCGCAGACUCAGCCCUGUCGCAGAUCGUCAAACUAGUCGAAGAGGCACAAACCUCCAAGGCUCCGAUCCAGCGGUUCGCCGACACCAUCGCGUCCUACUUUGUGCCGGCCAUCAUCUGCAUCGCCUUGAGCACAUUUGCGGUGUGGUAUGUGCUGUUGCUGACGGGUGUGGUGACAGGCCCAGAGGACAUCCCUUCGGUGCAGUACGCCCUCAACUUUUGCAUCAGUGUGUUGGUGGUCGCCUGUCCCUGUGCCCUGGGACUGGCCACACCCACAGCCGUUAUGGUCGGCACUGGGGUUGGGGCGCAGAACGGGGUGCUGAUUAAAGGCGGAGAGUCGCUGGAAGCUGCACACCUCAUCAACACGGUCUUACUGGACAAGACUGGGACUAUUACCGAGGGUAAGCCGAACAUCAGUCUGUUCAGGCUACUGUCACGCGACGGGAAAUGGACUAAAAAUGAGCUGGUGCGUCUGGCGGGUGUAGCUGAGAGUGGUUCCGAGCAUCCGUUUGGAGUUGCGAUUGUCAAGUACGCCAAAGCGACUCUGCGUGUGCUGGCCUUCGCACAACCGGAACGAAUGAUGGUCGCUGCUGGACAGGUAUAUAUUUAUAUAUAUUACAUGUCUGUAUGUGUAUUUAGAUAUUUGCAAACGCAUGGGAGUGUCCCGAUGUACCUGGGCGUGUUAGUGUAUAUUGUGGUCACCACCCUUUGGGUUUGCCUUUUUUCACAAUGCGUUUGUAGUGUACCUGAAACUACGAAAAUACCAAGUCCAGUGAAAAUGGAUGUGUCGGAUAGGAGCAAAUCUGUCUCCAUAAUCGCGCCCUCAAACCCAAGUACCAUUCAUGAUGUUGGGAUUGAUCCGAUCAAUGUGUUCGCUGAAGUGUUGCCCAGUCGCAAGGCUGAGAUUGUCAAACAGCUGCAGGCCGAGGGAGAGACUGUGGCCAUGUGUGGAGACGGCAUCAACGACUCGCCUGCCCUGGCUCAGGCCGAUUUGGGCGUGGCCAUAGGCACAGGCACAGACGUGGCGAUUGAGGCCGCGGAUGUUGUGUUGAUCAAUGGAGCACUCGAUGGUAUCGUAACAGCUAUCGACCUUUCACGCACAACUGUGCGAAGGAUAAGAUACAACUUCUUCUUCGCGUGUAUAUACAAUCUGAUGGGCGUACCGGUGGCAGCCGGCCUGUUCAUGUGGGCAGGCAUUCUCAUGCGGCCCCCUAUGGCAGCCGCCUGCAUGAUGUUUUCGUCGCUGUCUGUCGUCACCUCAUCCCUUCUACUCAAAAGGUAUCGUAAGCCCACGGGCAUGCCCAGCAAGCGAACCAACAUCGAUGUGCGCCUAACUCGCCUACAAAACUCUGUAGACGACAGCAACACACACAACGUAGGCAUGUUCGCGAAGCUAAAGCAUCGUGUGACAAGCAUGUUCACACGCCAUGGUGGCGUCGUUGCUGGUGGCGCUGGGAGUGACACACGUGGGACGGGCAAUCUGGCGUAUGCGCGUGUGGACACAGACGAGAGGUACGACGAAGACUCGGACAACGGAGAAGAGGUGGAGCUGCGAGACAGUGAUAUGGAGGCCAUUGAGAUGUACUGAGGGGAGUGUCUGCAUUAAAAGUAUCUUAGAGUCGAUCGAGAGCUAUUCGAGUAGAGGGCUAUGGCUUCAUUCGGAAUGUGACUCACGCUCAGUUGUGUGUGUUGACUAUCCGAACUUGAACUAUAUUCUGUUUUUGCGAAAGAACGGGUAGAUACACCGAUUUCAAGCCAAAAUAGGGAGUCGGAGGGGCACCGAGACCCCGUUGAGGCUGUACUCGAGACUUGGUAUCAUGCAGGCAGGCAAGCAGUAUACCCUAUGUGAACGGUACUAUGUACGAAGAAGAAAACUCUUCAUAAGCGCAAGAAUCUGGAUAUGCAAUAUGUUUGGUUUGGGAUGUGAAUGAAUCUUCAGUUGGUCUAUUCGGGCUGGUGGUGAUCCGACUAUGACCACCCUGAAGGGCAGGCCUGUGUCCCGUUGCCGUGUCCAGGUCAUUUCUAUGGUACACACUGUACGGUGGCCCAAGAGUGUGCACCGGGUAUAUGCACUUCGGACAAAUGCAGGUCCGAUGGGCCAAUCUACUUGAGUACACCCACAUCACUGAUUGAAUCCGCUGAUGUUCUUUCUGUUUGCCCGGGUAGCAUCACUACACUAUCACUCUUGAUCGCAUUAUCUGGAUACCAAUGGCCUGUUAUUGCCGGCAGGGAUUGUGCUACGUGCUUACGAAAGUGUAACUCCUGCGCUGUAGCAAGUCCCGCAGGUGCACCAAACAAUUUAACGAAUAGUGAACGAAUCAAAGCGACAGCCUUAAAUCAACGUUAACGCACUUAAUUGAGCGUUCGAUUUGGAACGAAAGAUGAAUCUGGAGCCUGAAUCUGACAACGAUGUCUGGCAUACAACAGGACGGGUAGUCGUGAGUUAUAUAAUUUGUAUCCAACGGACGACCCCUAACACGAAAUACAACAGUUGCGGAUGCGAGUGCCAUCCCCGCGCGUUGUAACAAUUAAUGAUACGUAUAUGCAAAUCAGCAUGGAAGGGUUUCUUAUAUGUUUAAACUUAAAAUCAUAAAUAAAGUAUAUAAAACAGUAUAAAGGAGGCAGCGUUAACUCAUGGCACCAUGGGAAAUGGCGUUCGAAUUUUUCGUUCUCGCGACAGACAGGUGAAUGCUGUCGAUAUCUCCGCUCUGCGACAAACUAGCACGUCAUGUCAUGAAUUUCUAGUGUUUUUUAGUUCACCUUCGCUUGGCCGAAUAGAAGGUAACGGGACGGGGCUAUCUCACUUACUUAGUUGCAAUACAUGUCGACAUAAUAGGACGCACUCUAGACAGCCACUCCUUGCUUGGCUCACUU
Sphaeroforma arctica JP610 is the source of this 3187-nucleotide messenger RNA. RefSeq lists its product as hypothetical. The coding region runs from base 30 to 1901 and encodes 623 amino acids. Gene Ontology annotation, cellular component: membrane. Gene Ontology annotation, molecular function: transporter activity; ATP hydrolysis activity; ATP binding. The transcript is spliced from 12 exons. The record is from RefSeq and is a predicted model, not a curated record. Lineage: Eukaryota; Ichthyosporea; Ichthyophonida.